Molecule: messenger RNA, 1599 nt
Organism: Xylona heveae TC161
Lineage: Eukaryota; Fungi; Ascomycota; Xylonomycetes; Xylonales; Xylonaceae
Product: DnaJ domain-containing protein
Exons: 2
Coding region: 1-1599 (532 amino acids)
Biological process (GO): protein folding in endoplasmic reticulum
Cellular component (GO): endoplasmic reticulum
Molecular function (GO): protein-folding chaperone binding; misfolded protein binding
Source: RefSeq, a predicted model, not a curated record
AUGAUUUUGCGGCUUCCCAUUCUCUUGACCGCUGCGCUGCUCUCUGCUCAUCCCGUGUUCACCCUUUCACCUUCUGACAUACCUUCAGACACGCCCACGGAAUCACUAAUUUCCUCUGCAAAUGCUCAACUCGCUGGAGGAAACUUCAACGAUGCGCUCACAUACUUUGAUGCCGCAAUAUCUCGGGAUCCAAAAAAUUACCUGACAAUCUUCAAACGAGGAGCGACAUAUCUAUCUCUUGGAAAGCAGGCACAAGCAAGCUAUGAUUUUGACGCGGUUCUGGCAAUCAAGCCAGAUUUCGAAGGAGCCUUGAUGCAGCGAGCUAAACUAAAGGCUAAAUCUGCGGAUUGGGAUGCUGCACGCCGGGACUACGAGGCUGCUGGAAGACAAAAGGGCCCGGAGAUUGGGGAACUUGAGGAAGCGCAAGGUGCAUCAAUCCUUGCAACAGACGCAGCCAACAGAGGCGACUGGGAGCAAUGUGUCUCAAACGCCGGUGUAGCCAUUAUGGUGGCAGGCACGUCCUUAAGCCUCCGCCAGCUCAGAGCCAGAUGCCGAUUCGAAAAAGGCGAAGUAUACGAAGGCAUCAGCGACCUCGGACAUGUGCUCCAGAUUGCCCCGGGCUCGAUCACCCCCCAUCUACAGAUGUCUGCAAUGAUGUUCUACUCCUUAGGCGACACUGAGAGGGGCAUGGCCCAAAUCCGCAAAUGUCUGCACUCAGACCCGGACUCGAAACCCUGUAGCCGAUUGUUUCGCCAGGAGAAGACACUGAGCAAAACAUUGGGCAAGCUGACACAACUCAUGGAGAAGCGUCAAUUUGCUGCUGCUGCGAAGUUACUUGUCCCAAGUGGCGAUGACAGAGGGCUUAUUCAGGAAAUACGGGACACAGUCAAGGCACUCGUCGACGAGGGGACAAUUCACCCCAAGGCCUCAAGUGAACUCUUGAGUAGAGCGCUAGAAAUGACUUGUGAGGCUUAUACUGAGAUGGGCAAUGCGAAGAAAGGCUCUCCAUACUGCACGGAAGUGCUCAGUUACAACCCCAACUCCCUAGCCGGCUUGCUAUCAAAAGCCACCAAACAGCUCGAUGCCGACGAAUUCGAAGCCGCUAUCAACACACUCAAUCACGCCAAAGAACACCACCCAUCAGCAUCCCAGAUCAAUAACUUGCUUCAAAAGGCCCAGGUCCUCUUGAGACGCUCCAAGCAAAAGGACUACUACAAGACUCUCGGCGUGUCGCGCGACGCUGACGACCGCACCAUCAAGCGCGCCUACCGCCAGCUCACCAAGCAGUUUCACCCUGACAAGGCUCACCAGAAUGGGAUUAGUAAAGAGGAUGCUGAGAAGAAAAUGGCUACCAUCAAUGAGGCAUACGAAGUCUUGAUCGAUCCGGAGCUUCGCGCACGUUUCGACAAUGGCGACGACCCUAAUAGUCAGGAAGGUCCUGGCGGUCCCUUCCAAGGCUCGCCUUUCGGCCAGGGUCAAGGUGGUCAGCAAUUCUUCUUCCGCGGUGGACCAGGAGGCUUCCCCGGUGGAUUCCCCGGUGGCGGGCAGUUCAAGUUCCAACAGGGCCCCGGCGGUGGAUUCAAAUUUCCUGGAUUUUGA